Bacillus rossius redtenbacheri is the source of this 1131-nucleotide messenger RNA. Its product is annotated as chymotrypsinogen A-like. Gene Ontology annotation, biological process: proteolysis. Gene Ontology annotation, molecular function: serine-type endopeptidase activity. The transcript has 7 exons. The record is from RefSeq and is a predicted model, not a curated record. Lineage: Eukaryota; Metazoa; Arthropoda; Insecta; Phasmatodea; Bacillidae. Bases 5 to 940 code for a protein of 311 amino acids.
UGCGAUGUCAGCAAUGAGAAGAAUCGUUGUCCACCUACUAGUCUUCUCAGUCGCGUCUCAGGCGGCCGAGGAGACUCCCUGGCUGCCGAGGCCUGGCAGGACCUCCCUCGAGCGCAAGGACAUCCUGCCCAGGGAGGAGUCCAGCCCGCAGGACCUCUGGGGGCCCGUGAAGGACUCCGCGGACAAGUCGCUUGCAGCGGGCAGGACGAGCUGGGACCUGCAGGGAGCCAUCAUCAACGGCGAGACGGCUGCCCGCGGCCAGUUCCCGUGGCAAGCCUACAUAGUUCCUGGCAGCAGCAGCUUCUGCGGCGGCUCGCUCGUCUCCGGCUCAUGGGUCCUGACAGCGGCCAACUGCGUCGCCAGGUCCGCCUCCUACACGGUGACGCUGGGCAGCACCAGCCUGCUGGAGACCCAGGAAGGGAGCGUCUCGCUGCUGUCCCGCUACUGGAUCAUGCACUCGGGCUACAGCGGCGUCUUCAUACAGAACGACGUCGGCCUCAUCAGGCUCCCGAGCCCCGUCGUCUUCAGCGAGUACAUUUCUCCAGUGAGGCUGCCGAAGCACUCGCAGGCCUCAGAAACCUUCGCCGGUCGCGAUGCUGUAGUCACUGGCUUCGGCAGACUGAGCAGCUACAACUACACGUACAGCUCGACCCUGCAGUUCGCGCGCGCGACCAUCCUUGCCAACGACGAGUGCUCGCGGUACUUCCCGCUGGACCUCCUGGACUCCAACAUCUGCAGCGUGGGCGAGGACAGUGGUCCGUGCGACGGCGACUUCGGAGGACCUCUGGUCGUCUCUGAGGACGACGGGCUGUUCACCUUGGUGGGCCUCAUGUCCUUCAACUGGAUCAACUGCCCCGUGGGGGCGCCCACGGCCUAUGCCAGGACCACCAGCUACCUGCGCUGGAUCGAGACGUACUCUGACGUCGUCGUCAGGGAGUAGGUCUCUUGGAGCCCACACAGACGAGCAACUGAUUGUCACAAGUAGCGGCGAGAAUAUCCAUGGUGAAUAGCAGCGAGAUUGAAGUCAAUACACCACCAGACAUCGAAAUGCGUGGUAAUACAUCGCAUGUCAACGAAAUGAAAAAAAAAAAAAACACAAAAUGCUAUAGAAUAAAGAAUGUUUUGAUUGCA